AUGCGCGAUUUGCGACCUGCCUCGCGGGUGUCCUCUCUUGUCUUCCUCCCCCCACCCUUACCUUCAGGCAUUCUCCUGGAACUUCCGUCCUUCCUCUCUUGCCGCGACGCCACCGUGUUCGCCCCAACCGACGCCGCGAUUCGCGCCUUGCCUCGCGCGGUGGCGCAACAGCUAGGGAGCGACGUGCAGCUUCUGCGAAACGUGGCUCUUCUAAACUUCGUUACGGGCAAGAAACGGCUGGCGAAGCUCGUCUCCCAACGGAGAGGCCACCAGUACAUCACUCUUGCUUUCAACGGCACUCAGCGGCUAAAGAAGGCGUCUUUUAAAGGGGAUUGGAGUGUUAGAGUGUACACUGAUAAAGGGCCGAAGGUGACUGUAACGAGGGGGAACGUUGUGAUGCUGAGAUCGGUGGCUGUGCAUGGAGUGAACGACGUGAUAAGACCAAAGGUGCUUGUAACGAAGGUGAGUGUAUCGGGACGAUGA
Closterium sp. Naga37s-1 is the source of this 483-nucleotide messenger RNA. The record is from the annotation of a GenBank genome assembly. NCBI's taxonomy places the organism in Eukaryota, Viridiplantae, Streptophyta, Zygnematophyceae, Desmidiales, Closteriaceae.